Molecule: messenger RNA, 1159 nt
Organism: Diospyros lotus (date-plum)
Lineage: Eukaryota; Viridiplantae; Streptophyta; Magnoliopsida; Ericales; Ebenaceae
Exons: 3
Coding region: 249-827 (192 amino acids)
Source: RefSeq, a predicted model, not a curated record
CCACCGCUACAUAGCUCUGCAGCCAAACAGUGGCCUAAACCAAAGCAAAUCGUUUCUUCUUCCCAAUCAGAAAUUAUAUUAUCAGACAGUAGAACAACGCAACGCGUUUAUUUCAUCAUCGCGUCACGGCGUCACCGCCAGAUCCGCCACAUCUCGUCUUCUUCGUCGACUCUCUCUCGAUCAAUCGAUUUCCUCUCUUCUGUCUUUUUUUUUUUUUUUUUUCUUUCUGUCUGAAGAAUUGCUGUGUGAUGAUGAUUGGGCGAGUGCUCUCACAAACCCUAAGACUAAGUAUGGCCUCGUCGCCAUCGCUAAAUCCGACAGUCAUCCUCUACGCUAGUGGUAAAUCGGCGUCACUAUCCUCUUCAUUGGUUUUGUCGCAUCGCAUCCUGAGCCAGCGGAACCGGUCGAACCAGUCCGGGAAGGCGCAGCUAGUGGAGGUGGACCUGGAUUCGACCGACAGCCCCGCCGGCGGAGAAGUGGAGGUGGUGAGCGUUCGGAAGCUGGAGGAAGUCAUCCACAACAUUAUCGUCCGCCGAUCCGCCCCUGACUGGCUUCCCUUCCUCCCUGGCUCCUCCUACUGGGUUCCCCCACGCCCCCGGCGCGGGGCUCCUUCCGGCGGUGUCGUUGAAGUUGUGGGGAAGUACUUGACCAAGCCCUUGUCGGACGAGGAGAGGAGGGCUUUCUCGUCCCUCCGAGGUUGGCCCUCCUCGGCUUAUUUCAUUGAAGGUAGUGCACCCAUGCAUCCAGUUCCCAUGGAGUUGAAGGUGGAGGUGAAGAUUCAGAACAACUUGGAUAAUGCAUCUGAAUCUGAUGAUGAGGAAGGUUAAGGGGCAUCUCUUCGUGGAACUGCUUCAUAGGGCUUGCUCACCUUUGUACAUACCUGAACCAAAAAAUUCCCAAAAGCGGAGUGCUGUGUUAGAAAAAGGAUGCGAGCUAAUGGAUGUUUGUACAGAUGGAAGCUUAUGAAAUGCUGCAAGGGUGGUAGCUUCCUCUCUUCUGCUGCGGCGCUGCCUGACUUCACCAGCUCGACCAUAAAGCGUAGUACAUCUUUUGUUUUUAUGUAAAGCGUUUUAGGCUUUACAAGUUGUUAACAUCGUGCCAUAUAUGUUGGAUGGAUCUGAUAAUUUUCUUCAAUUUAUCAUGAUUGUGAUUAUAUUUU